This is a messenger RNA of Monosiga brevicollis MX1, 459 nucleotides long. RefSeq lists its product as uncharacterized. The transcript is spliced from 4 exons. The record is from RefSeq and is a predicted model, not a curated record. Lineage: Eukaryota; Choanoflagellata; Craspedida; Salpingoecidae. The coding region runs from base 1 to 459 and encodes 152 amino acids.
AUGGCAUGUUCAAUGACGGGAUCAGUGGCGGCAACGGCGGCGGCGGCGGCCGCGGUGGGGUUGGCUGUUGGGUAUCUUGUUGGUAACAACAAGGCGGGGUUGGGGGCUGGUUGCUGCCCGGUCAAGGUGCAGCCCAAGGGCGUUUUUGUUUUGAUUAUCCGUCUCGAGUUUAAGGAGGGCGCCCGAGCUGGCUUCAUCAAGCGCUGGGCGGAACUGGCCAAGUUUGUGCAAGCGAACGAGCCCAACACGCUCACCUACGAGCUGACGACGACCAAUGCCAACCCAAACGAGGCCUUUAUUUACGAGCGUUACGUGUCUGAAUCAGACCUUAAGCAGACACACUGCGGCUCAAAGGCCUUCAAAGACUUUGAAGCCUGGCUCAACAGCGCCGACAUUGUCACCGGCCGCGAUGUCUGGGAGAGCACCGAGUCCAACGUGGGCUUUGCCAUCCGCCAAUAA